Nematolebias whitei (Rio pearlfish) is the source of this 10996-nucleotide messenger RNA. RefSeq names its product laminin subunit alpha-3. The transcript has 77 exons. Gene Ontology annotation, biological process: regulation of embryonic development; cell adhesion; regulation of cell migration. Lineage: Eukaryota; Metazoa; Chordata; Actinopteri; Cyprinodontiformes; Rivulidae. Gene Ontology annotation, molecular function: signaling receptor binding. Bases 128 to 10417 code for a protein of 3429 amino acids. The record is from RefSeq and is a predicted model, not a curated record.
GCUCAGACACCUGAGAACUCGGUGGGAGAACAACCCGAAGCUUUUCGUCCCUCAUUCCUGGACAGAGCUCCGCGCGUAAACCCGGCAGCUCCACUUCGGUUUUGCGCGUUUUCAUGGACACCUCCAGAUGACCAGAGGAGCGGGUUGCUCUCAGCAUCUACUGGGAUCUCUGAUGGGCAACAUGGCGAGGAGGGUGACGGGAGUUCAUCUCCUCGCUGUAUUUUUCACCUCUGGAGUGACACUUUUCAGGGACGCGGAGGGACAGGAGACUUUCAACGACCUAACGGGCUUCAACUUGAAUCCACCAUACUUCAACCUCGCAGAGGGUUCCCGGAUAUCAGCCACGGCGACCUGUGGACAGGAUGAGACUGGCGCACCGAGAUAUGAUUUAUACUGUAAACUUGUUGGAGGACCCACUGUUGGACUUCCUACUCAAAAUAUUCAGGGUCAGUUUUGUGACUACUGCAACUCCAUGGAGCCAAACAAAGCCCACCCAGUGAGCAGUGCCAUUGAUGGGACAGAGCGGUGGUGGCAGAGUCCUCCUCUCUCCAAGGGACUGGUCUACAACGAGGUGAACGUUACCCUGGACCUCGGGCAGCUCUUCCAUGUGGCGUACGUCCUAAUCAAGUUUGCCAAUUCACCUCGUCCUGACCUGUGGGUGUUGGAGCGCUCCGUGGACAAUGGCAGAACGUUCACCCCCUGGCAGUACUUUGCACAUUUAAAGCGGGAGUGCAUUGAAAGGUUCGGGAAGCAUCCCAACGUUCGCAUUAUAAAAGACGAUGACCAGAUCUGCACCACAGAAUACUCUCGGAUUAUCCCUUUGGAGAACGGAGAGAUUGUGGUUUCGCUGAUCAACGGCCGGCCAGGAUCCAAAAAUUUCACCUACUCACCCGUGCUGCGAGACUUUACAAAGGCUACGAACAUCCGCCUGCGUUUCCUCCGCACCAACACCCUGCUGGGCCACUUGAUCUCCAAGACCCAGAGAGACCCCACCGUCACACGCAGGUACUUCUACAGUAUCAAAGACAUCAGCAUCGGGGGACGCUGUGUUUGUCAUGGCCAUGCCCACGUUUGUGGUUCAGGGCAGAGCCUGGACAACCCAAACAGACUCCAGUGUGAGUGCCAGCACAACACCUGCGGUGAGUCAUGUGACCGCUGCUGCCCAGGCUUUAACCAGAUGCCGUGGCGUGCUGCAACCGUUGACAGCCCCAACGAGUGUCAGCCCUGCCAGUGUUUCUCCCAUGCCUUUGACUGUUAUUACGACCCAGAGGUGGAAAAGAGGCGAGCAAGUUUGGACACCUUCGGCAGGUACAGAGGAGGAGGAGUGUGCAUCGACUGCCAGCACAACACUGCUGGAAUAAACUGUGAACGAUGCAGAGAAGGCUUCUACCGACCUCAUGGACUACGGCCUGAGUCUCCCUCUGGAUGCAUACCCUGCAGCUGUGAUGAAAGGACUACAGCUCGCUGUGAAAUGGGUUCAGGAAGAUGCCUUUGCAAGCCACAAUAUUCUGGAGAAAACUGUGACCGCUGUGCUGAUGGACACUAUCACUUCCCGCUGUGCAUUCAAUACCCCGUGUACCCGACAACCACCAAAUCUUCUGCAGGUCCUAUAGUGGAACCCACUCCCUGCCCGUCAGGCUAUUUCAACCCUCCCAGCUGUCAGCCGUGUGAUUGUGACUACAGAGGGAUGCCGUACAGCUCAUGUGAUGCGUUCGGGCGCUGCCUGUGCCGUCAGGAAGUGGAGGGGAGGCGAUGCGACCGAUGCCGACCAGGGUACCACUCCUUCCCGAUCUGCCACGUGUGUCGCUGUGAUGGAGCCGGUGUGGCUGAAGGUGUGUGCGAUCCGUACGGUCAGUGUCUUUGCCUCCACAACUUCGUGGGACAGGAGUGUGACCAGUGUGCACCGGGUUACUACGGAUAUCCAGACUGUGCCGCCUGCCUGUGUUCACACGAAGGCUCGUAUGGAACAACAUGCAAUCCGUUAUCGGGUCAGUGCCUGUGUUUACCGGGUGUGGUGGGUCAGCAGUGUGACCGCUGUGCCUCUGGGCUCAGGUUCCCCCAGUGUUCAGCCUCCAUCAGUGUGUGUAACCCAGCAGGAACAGAUGUGUCUGAUCCUCAAACGGGUUUCUGCCGCUGCCGACCAAACGUCGAAGGACCGCUGUGCGACAGGUGUAAACCUCUUUACUGGAACCUCGCUGGAGACGAUCCUCAAGGCUGCGUGGAGUGUCAGUGUGAACUGAAAGGGACUCUGAGUGGCGUUGGAGAAUGUGAACAGAGAAGUGGACAGUGCCACUGUAAGCCGAAUGCCUGCGGCCUUACAUGUGACUCCUGCAAGGACGGCUAUUUUCUCCUGCAAAAAAAGAACUAUUUUGGUUGCCAAGGCUGCCACUGUGACGUAGGAGGUGCGAUCGACACGGCAUGUGAUGACACGUCAGGACAGUGUCAGUGUCGGAGGAAUGUCGUCGGUCCUAGAUGCACAGAGCCAGCACCCGGCUACUAUUUCCCCACGCUGCACCAGCUGAAGUUUGAGGCGGAGGAAGGCACCACGCCAAAUGCCAGACCAGUACGCUUUGGGUUCAACCCCCAAGAAUUCCCAGAGUUCAGCUGGAGAGGUUAUGCCAUAAUGUCACCUGCUCAGAGUGACGUCAGAGUAACAGUGCAUGUUGAGCCGAACGCCGGAAGGCAGAACUUGUUCCGUGUGAUUCUGCGGUUCAUUAACCCCAGCAGCAUCAGUGUGCCUGGUAUCAUCAGGGCUACCACUAACAGAGGCUCUGCAGGGACUGAGCAGAGUAAAGAAGUCAUAUUCCCUCCGAGUCCCUCCCCGGCCUUCGUCACAGUCCCAGGAGAGGGCUUUGUCGAGCCUUUUGCACUGAAUCCUGGGAAAUGGAUCAUUCACAUACAGGCUCAGGGGGUUCUCUUGGACUAUUUGGUGCUGCUUCCUCGGGAAUACUACGAGGCGUCUCUGCUGCAGGAAGAGAUCACUCAGCCCUGCACAUAUCUGCACACUACAAACACACACGAAAACUGCCUGCUGUAUAAACACAUAGCCAUGGAUGGCUUCAGCUCCGUGCUCGGUUCGCAGGGAAGACUCAGCACCCGGAGUGGGCGCAGGAAGCGGAGGCAGGCCCGGGUGCGGCGUCCCACCCCCGAUCACCCGGACAUGGCUGCUCUUAAUGGGAGACAGUCACGACUGGAGCUCAGCUUGCACGUGCCUCAUCCAGGCCUGUACGCUCUUGUUCUGGAGUACGCCAGCGAGGUGGAUAACGUCCAGAAUGUCAACAUACUCAUCAGCGAUCAGUCUGAAGGCCAGAUCUUAGCCAGGACCAACAUUUAUAACUGUGCUUUCAGCAUGCUGUGCCGGAGUGUGGUGGUGAACGGCAAAAAUCAAGUGGCGAAGCUGCAGCUUUCUCACAGGACGGAGAUUAUCCUGCACACUUCCACAACAUCACUCCUUCUGUAUAAAGUGUACGCAGUGCCAGCCGAAGAUUUCUCUAUGGAGUAUGUGGAGCCAAAGGUUCUGUGUGUUUCCACUCAUGGCCGUUUCACUGAAGACAGUCGAUACUGUGUCCUGCGGCAGUUUGACAAGCUGCCUUCGGCCUGGAUUCUGUACGCAGCUCGUGAUGGGAAGCUGUCUUCCUCACAUGCAGCUGCUCAUGCACAUGGACAAAACGAGGACUGGAGGCAGAGACGGCAGUCCGGGCACUCUGUCCUCGAGCCUCAAAGCGAUGGGACGCUGCUUAAAUUCCCUCAGACUGAGAUCCGUUUCACUCCGACAGUUCCACUUCCGGGCAGGUAUGUGGUUGUGGUCCAAUACCGGCAGCCCGAGCACAUUUCCUUCCCGGUGGAAGUGCGAGUAGCUGCAGGGCACGUGUGGAAGGGUUUGAUAAACGCAUCCUUCUGCCCUGCGGUCUCAGGGUGUAAGGAGGUUGUCAUUGCUGAUGGACGCAUUGCCCUCGACUUGGACACAAAUUCGUUGCAGCUACCCACCAUCUCCAUCUCUGUGCCUCCUGGGAAAACUCUUAUUUUGGAUCACAUCAUGUUGCUUCCUGACAGCAGUUACACUCCGGAGCUCCUGAAAGAAAAGCCGCUGGAUAAAUCUGCAGCUUUUUUACAACGAUGCUCUGCAGAAGGAUUCUCCACUCAAACUUCAUCCCAGUUUUGCAGAGAGUCGGUUCGUUCCCUUGUAGCUGCUUAUAAUAAUGGAUCCCUGCCUUGUGGCUGCGACAAGUCUGGCUCCACUGGGACUGUCUGUGAUCCGAAUGGGGGACAGUGUCCCUGCAGGCAGCACGUCAUCGGGCGGCAGUGCACAAAAUGUGCCACAGGAUUCUACGGAUUUCCCUACUGCAGACGGUGUGAAUGUGGCCGUCGGCUGUGCGACGAAGUGACGGGACGCUGCAUCUGCCCCCCUCAGACAGUGAAGCCGACCUGCGAAGUGUGUCAGGAGCAGACGUUCAGCUACCACCCGUUGUUGGGCUGUGAGAACUGUGGCUGCUCUCCUAGUGGCAUAAAUCCAGAUGCGGGGCUUCAGUGUGACCGCACAACUGGACAGUGCAGCUGUAAGCCUCUUAUUGAAGGCCGGCAGUGUGAUCGCUGUGCUCCGGGUUAUUAUCGCUACCCCAACUGCGUGCCUUGUGUCUGUAAUAAAGGAGGAGUCACAUCUGAUGUGUGCCACCCUGACACGGGAAAGUGUCUCUGCAAGAGAAAUGUUGCUGGCAUCAGGUGUGAUGCAUGUCGGGAAGGUUCAUUUUAUUUUGACCCCUCCAACCCUCUCGGCUGCACCAGCUGCUUCUGCUUCGGAGCCACUAACCAGUGUCAGAGCUCCCACAAGCGCAGAGGCAAGUUUGUGGAGAUGCAAGGCUGGCAUUUGGAAACCCCCGACAAGGAGGAGGUUCCUUCAGUACUGAACAAGUUCAGUAACACAGCGGUGGCAGAUGUCCAGGAGCUCCCCCCUACUGUUCAGACACUGCACUGGGUGGCGCCACAGCCCUACCUGGGAAACAGGGUUUCAUCAUAUGGUGGUUUCCUCACAUACCAGUCCAAAUCUUUUGGGAUUCCCAGUGAAGGAAUGGUUCUGAUCGACAGACAACCUGAUGUUGUGCUGACUGGUCUGGACAUGAGCCUGAUCCACGUGGCCUCACACGCACCACUUCCAGACCGGCUGUAUGAGGCCAGAGUCCAGCUCCUGGAGAGAAACUGGCGCCAUGCAGGUACCAACAGGCCUGUUUCCAGAGAGGACCUCAUGAUGGUCUUGGCAGGUUUGGUGGGCCUGAGGAUCCGAGCUCUGUAUUUUACUCAGAGCCAGCGACUCAGCCUGGGGGAGGUGGGUCUGGAGGAGGCCACAAACUCAGGGACUGGUAGUCCAGGAAACAACGUGGAGGUCUGCCGCUGCCCUCCUCAGUACACUGGGGACUCGUGUGAGAAAUGCGCUCCUGGCUUCUACCGGGACGGCCAUGGAUACCUGGGCCGCUGUGUGCCCUGCGAGUGCAACGACCUGGCUGACGAGUGCGAGGACUGGACAGGGAGGUGUCUGAACUGUCGGUACAGCACAGCUGGCGACCGAUGUGAACGCUGCAAAGAGGGUUACUAUGGCAACGCUUUGCAGAGGACAUGCAGGUUGUGCCCGUGUCCGUUGAGCAUAUCCACAAACAGUUUCGCAGUCGGCUGCAGAAACGUGUUCGGAAUCGUCCAGUGCGUCUGCAGAACCGGCUACGCUGGAGACAGAUGUGGGAGCUGUGCUCCUGGUUACUAUGGCGACCCGCUGACGCCAGGAGGACGGUGUCAGCCAUGUAACUGCAACGGCAACAGCAACACCUGCGAUCCCAAGACUGGAGUCUGCAAAAACACAUUGGAGCCAGGAGACACAAACACAGAUGAGAACUGCCAAGAGUGUGAUAAUUGUGCUUUGACUUUACUACGGGACUUGGAAAACAUUGACGAUGAGCUGGAAAGGAUCAAGAAUCAACUUGACAAUGUUUCUGUCAGUACCACGUCUAAGGACAGGCUGGAGAAGCUGGAGAAGGCCAUGUCAGACACCAAGAUUCUUGUCAGCAAAUUUAGCUCCUCCAUCAGCACCCAAAAGUCCAAAGUUGACCAGCUGGAUAAGGACAUGGCCAACAUUGCAGAUGAUAUUGCCUCGCUCAAGGAAAAGGCUAACGAGAAAACUGCUGAUGCUGAAAAGGUGGUGGCAAACGUUGAUAAAACCCACAAGAGGGCGAAGGAUCUGGAAUCAGAUAUUCAGAACAUGCUGAAGAAAAUAACAGAUUUGCUAGACCAGCUGAGGAAUCAAAACGGCAGAGGGGAUUCGUUUCCCAGUGACAGCUUCACUAAAAUGCUAGAAGAAGCUCAGCGCAUGGUGAAGGAGAUGGAGAACAGAAACUUUACCUCUCAGAGGACAGCUGCUGAAACAGAAAGAGACAAAGCAAAGAAACUGCUAGAUUAUGUCAAGAACAACAUGAGUGAGCUGUGUGACCAAAACGAGGCGGCAGCAGACAAGAUCGGGAGCCUUCUGAAGGAUUUCAAUACCAAGCUGAAGGAACUGGAUGAGGCUUUGAAGGAGGCGAGGGACUUGGUGAAAAAAGCCAAUGCGCAGAACGGUCUCAAUGCUAAGACACUGGAAAUCCUGCAGAAACGCGUUAAGGACUUAGAAGAGGAGCGGAAAAUCGUGGAGGAUCAGAUGGCCAUGGCAGAGGAUGAGCUGCAGAAGACAGAAGAUUUGAUGAAAAUGCUCACUGACAGUAAAACGGAGUAUGAACAGCUAGCUGCACAGCUGGAUGGUGCCAAGAACGAUUUGACCAAAAAAGUGCAAGAGAUCGCCAAGGCAGCAGCCCAAACUGACAUUGUUGAGAUUGCAGAAGAACAUGCAAGAAACCUAACCAAACUAGCCAAAGAGCUUGAGGAUGGUGUGAAAAAUGCAAGUGGACGUCCUGAGGUGCGUGAUGCGAAAGAUGCCAUUGAGGCCUACAAAAACAUCAUAAAUGCCAUUAAUGCUGCAGAGGCAGCAGCUAAUGAGGCCAAAGAUGCUGCAGACACUGCACUGAAUAAUGUAAAAUCCCAGAAUUUGAUAGAAAAAGCAAAAGAGCUGAGGGAGAAUAGUGACGACCUGCUGAAGAGUGCAGAGGACGCAGAAAAAAACCUGCAGGAUACAGCCGGUGACCUCGCUGACCUGAAGAAGCGCCUGAGCGAAGCUGAGCAAAAAAAGACGGCUCUCGAGAAAGACCUCCUUGAUGCUCAGAGUCAAUUAAACGACAUCAAAAUGGACGACAUUAGGAAUACGCUAGACGAGGCGAAGAGGAAAGCAGCCUCGGCCAAUGAUUCAGCCUCCAACACUAUGGACAAACUCAAUGCCAUGAAAACAGAGAUGGAUAAGAUCAACCUCAGUCCUGUGGAUGCCAACAUCAACAACGUACUGAACGAUGUGGACCAGUCAGUGAAGAAUUUGUGGAACACAAUCCCAUCUCUGGACAAUAAGAUCUCAGAGGUGGAAAACCUGACCUCGCAGUUCUCGCCCAUUAACAACAUAUCUGAGAGCAUCAGGAACAUCAAAGACCUCAUCGAACAAGCCAGGGAUGCAGCAAACAAGAUUGCGAUCCCCAUGAGGUUCAGCGGAAACGCUCACGUAGAGCUGCGUCCACCAACGAACCUGGACGAUCUGCGAGCGUACACAUCUCUGUCUCUGUCGCUGCAGAGGCCCGUCGGCAGGGGCGACGGAUCCCGCAGACGCAGACAGGUGCCGUCGGGCAUGUUCGUGUUGUACCUUGGCAACAGAGACUCCUCGAAGAACUACAUAGGGAUGGUUCUGAGGAGCAACGUUUUGUACGGUAUCUACAAGCUCAACGGGGUUGAAUAUGAGAUGAAAACGAAUUCCAUUACAACAUCAGGGCCUGAGCAAGCCAUGUUUGACAGAGUAGACCUACGCAGAAUUUACCAAGAUGCAGAACUAGCCCUGACCAAAGAAAUAAGCUCGACUGCACCUAAAGACCCAAUUAAGAGCAGCAGUCAAGGAGAGGAGACCAAGGACCUCCUGGAUGUCACUCCCAGUGACAUUGUUUUCUACGUUGGAGGCUACCCCGCCAACUUCACUCCCCCAGCUUCUAUGAACUACCCACAAUACACGGGCUGCAUCGAGUUUGCUUCUUUUAAUGACAAAGUUUUAAGUCUGUACAACUUCCACACGGAGGAGAAUGUCAAUUCAGAGACUCCCUGCAAAAGAUACCUACCUCCAGUUGAUUCGGACAUGUAUGAAGGUACCGGAUAUGGAAAAGUGAAGAUAGAUGAAAUAAAAAGGACGUAUAUAAAGAUCAGCAUGAGUAUCUUAACUUAUUUACCAGACGGCCUGCUGGCUUUUAUCGGAGAAGGGGACAAUUACGUAAUGUUGACAAUGGAGGGUGGUACCUUAUUUGCACGAGGUAAUCAGUUUGAAGAGUCUCCAGUCAGCUUUUCAAUUCCAGGAAAACCAUUUCCGACCAAAGACUGGAUGGACCUACAGUUAUUCAUAAUGGGGACGGGACUUGUGAGAAUCUCUGUGGACUCUGUCCCACAAUUUGGAAACAAACCUGUGUAUAAUAUCAAAGAUUUUAAAGAGCUCUAUGUUGGUGGUGCACCACGGGAGCUGAGGGAAAAAUUUAACAUCACCCUUCGACCGUUCAAGGGAUGCUUGAAGAAUUUCAAGUUGCAAGAUGGGUUUAAGCCUAUUGAUGAACCAUAUGGCAUCAGUAAAGGUUGUCAAACAAAAUCACUGGUUGUACGCCAAGCCCAGUUCAGCUUGGAGAGCUCCCUUUCUGCUGACCUGGCAGGCUUCACUCUGGAUAAAGACAUCACCGUGUCCCUCGGGUUCAAGAGUACCGACAACCAGAGCCUUAUUUUGCAGGACAAGGACCCAACAAAUGAGAUCAGUCUCGCGUUAGCAAAUGGUCACGUAGUUCUGCAACUCAAUGGCAAGAAGUGGAAAUCCAAUAAACAAUACCACGACGGGCAGUGGCAUUACUUGACCGUCACCAACCGAGCAGGAAGAGUUGUGCUGCGUGUCGACGAUGCUGAUUAUGGUCAGGAACAGAGUGACACCAUGUCCAUCACGGGGACAGGCGGCACCGUGGUGCUUGGGAAUAAGAAGUUUAAAGGCUGCGUUUCUAAUCUCUACACCAGACGGCCUGACAGCCUGUACAAGGCUGAAGACUUCAGCACCUUCCAGAUCUCAGGAGACGUCCAGUUGGACGUGUAUACAGCGUUCAGUCCUGUCCAGCUGAUGCAGGACCGCGCCUCUAAAAAGGACGAUGUGAAGCACGUAAAAAAUGAGAGUAUUUCAUCUUGUGAGUUACCGGCCCAUGUUCAAUAUGCCCAUCGUGUGGGGGGGCCUGUUAGCAGCCUGAGCUACAGCCUUCCUCUGCAGGUGCUGCAGCCCAGGCCCCACUUCUCUCUGGAUGUCAGGACUCGGUCUCCUGAAGGUCUGUUGUUCUUUGCUACAACCAGAGGAGGGCAAUCUCAUCUGGCCUUAUACAUGUCCAAGGGCAGGAUUAGACUCUCUGUGGCCAAACAGAAGGAGAUCUUCAACCGAGAGAAGUACAACGACGGAAAAUGGCACUCGGUUGUUUUUAGCUUGGAAAAGAAGAAAUUUCGUUUGGUGGUAGACGGGAUCAAAGCUCAGGAUGGUCAGCUGACAAGUGCUGAGUUGAAAUCCAUGCAGCAGUUCAUUUCACCGGUGUACCUGGGCAGUGCUCCAGCAUCCUUUCACAAAGAGUUAAAGCUUAAGGACCUUCCAAAGCAGAGCGUGUCCGGCUGCGUUCGGAAGUUUAAAAUGAAUGGAGCCCAGAUGUCCAAUCCAGCUGCGAACCAUGGUGCCGGACCCUGCUUUGAGGGACAGACACAAAGAGGGGCAUAUUUCGCGGGAAACGGGGCACAUGUCAUUAUCAAUGACUCUUUUGAUGGGGGCUCCUACUUGGAGCUGCUGUUUAAUAUUCGUCCACGUGCUCAGUCUGGACUCCUACUUCAUGUUGGUGAUCCUAUCAGAACCCCAUCUAGAUCUGGGAUGGGCCACUUUCUCACUGUCUACAUGCUCAGAGGAGAGGUGGCGGUUCAAGUGAACCAAGGAGGAGGAGAAUUUAUGGUGUCGGUGAAACCGAAAACUUCUCUGUGUGAUGGAAACUUCCAUAAAAUUUCAGUAAUCAAGAGGAAAAACGUUGUUCAAUUAUCUGUGGACACACUGGACAAUUAUAAGAUUGGACCUCAAUCUUCCUCUACCACUUUGACCAAAGAUCCUUUGUUUGUGGGUGGCAUUCCUGAUACGUUGAUGCACCAGACACUCCCUAUCCAGUCGUCCUUUAUGGGAUGUAUCCAGGACAUGAAGAUCAACGACACACCCGUCUCCUUUGAGAGGUCGUCAGCUGUGUUCGGCCCGGUCAACCUCAAAGAGUGUCCGGGCUGAGCAGAAACAUCUCAUCGCAUCAUGAUUCAACAAACCUUUGGGACCAUGUCCUCCACCAGCUAUGUGCAAUCUGUUAAAAGACCGAGAAUGUGUUUGUGUGUCAGAAUGUGUGCAUCGAGGAGUGUUUCAAUGUGUGUGAAUGUGUGUGAGAAAUAAUGAGACGUGAGCAGCAGCUUACAGGUUCAUCAUUUUUGCUGCUCUGGUAAAAAUGUCUGUAUUUAUUUUGUAAAAUAGUCAUGUCUCGUGUCACUUAUGGGAGCAUGUUCUAGCAGUGGGGUUCAUUGAUUUAUCAACUGCCAGAAUCUACUGAAUAAGUAAAGACUUAUGGACAACCCAGCACUUUAAGAAAACUAAUGAUAUCAUGUUAUGAUGGUGCUGUAAUAGUGAUGAAGAAACUAGCUAAUAUCAUUUCUUUAUAGUUUUUAUUUUUGUUGAACUCCAAAGUUUAUAUCAAAAUAAAUUGUUUACACCUACAGUGCUUCUUUCAGUGACAUUUCACAGGUUGCUGAGGUAAUAUAAUAUAUAUCCACAAGUCAGCAUGUAGAGUUCUAUAUUUUAACAGGUUUUCUUUUCCCAUUU